Molecule: messenger RNA, 1516 nt
Organism: Toxorhynchites rutilus septentrionalis
Lineage: Eukaryota; Metazoa; Arthropoda; Insecta; Diptera; Culicidae
Gene: Idh3b
Product: isocitrate dehydrogenase [NAD] subunit beta, mitochondrial
Exons: 5
Coding region: 160-1275 (371 amino acids)
Biological process (GO): tricarboxylic acid cycle; isocitrate metabolic process
Cellular component (GO): mitochondrion
Molecular function (GO): oxidoreductase activity, acting on the CH-OH group of donors, NAD or NADP as acceptor; NAD binding; magnesium ion binding
Source: RefSeq, a predicted model, not a curated record
ACCAUCGAUUUUUACAGUGCAGUUUUUCGUAUUCGUCUUGUGGUCGGUGUGAAAAUAUUGCUCGCGGAAAAGUGGAUGCUUGAUUCACGCGGGUUUUGUCGAGUAAUCUUUCAAUAGUGCGCCGUGCUCUAGGACAAUAUCCUUCUGCAAGAAUUUGUAAUGUCUUUCAUUGCUCGGAACGUUGUUAGGAGCCUGGCUCAGGUCUCCUGUCGUGGGAUUCAUUCGACCGGAGCUGUUCAGGCACCGACAGCAAGCUCGAGUAAGGAAGGUCGUAUCACCUGUACGCUAAUUCCGGGUGAUGGCGUUGGUCCAGAAUUGAUGUACUCCGUUCAGGAAGUCUUUAAAGCCGCUGAUGUUCCAGUUGAUUUCGAGACUUUUUUUCUUUCGGAGAUUAACCCAAUUCUGAGCUCCCCGCUGGAAGAUGUGGUGCGAUCUAUUCGUAAGAACAAGGUCUGUCUCAAGGGUAUUCUUGCAACUCCCGAUUACAGCCGCACCGGAGAACUGGAGACAUUGAAUAUGAAACUGCGCAACGAAUUGGAUUUGUAUGCGAACGUUGUACACGUUGUUAGCUUGGAGGGAGUCAACACUCGCCAUAAGGGAAUCGAUAGCGUUGUUAUUCGUGAACAAACAGAGGGUGAAUACUCCGCCCUGGAACAUGAGACCAUACCCGGGGUGAUCGAGUGUCUAAAGGUCAUUACAGGCCAGAAGUCUGCUCGUAUCGCCAAGUUUGCCUUCGAUUAUGCUACUAAGCACAACCGCAAGAAGGUCACAUGUGUCCACAAGGCCAACAUCAUGAAGUUGGGCGAUGGCUUGUUUUUGAGAAAGUGUGAAGAGAUUGGUAAACUUUACCCACGCAUCCAGCUCGAGAAAAUGAUUGUUGAUAACACAACCAUGCAGUUGGUGAGCAACCCGAACCAGUUCGACGUUAUGGUCGCUCCGAAUUUGUACGGAAAUAUUAUCGACAAUAUUGCUUCGGGACUUGUUGGCGGAGCCGGUGUCGUGGCCGGUGCUUCCUACUCUGCGGAGCAUGCCGUAUUUGAACCGGGCGCACGCCACACGUUUGCCGAGGGCGUCGGUAGGAAUAUCGCCAACCCAACCGCUAUCCUGCUAUGUUCUUCGAAAAUGUUGCGCCACGUCAACCUGAUGCACUACAGCCAGAUGAUUUUCCAUGCAGUGCAGGAUGUGCUCAAAUCAGGCAAAGUUCGCACGAAGGACUUGGGCGGCCAAUCGACAACCGAUGAUUUCACGAAAGCCGUCAUCCACAACCUGCGGUAAAUAACCAUGGAUAACAGAGCAAGGCUACGUAAUAACUCAAGUGGCUCAGCAGCGCAUAUAUAAGAAAAUGAGUUAACUCUGUCAAUCCCUAUCUAAUGGAAUGAAAGUUGCAAGGGAUGUACUUACUUCAACACUAAUAUAACUGUAAAUCCCAGCUCUCGCGUUAAAUUAUUUAAAAAUGUGAACGACAUACAGCCAAAGGAUGAUAAAAUAAAACGAUAACACCAUGGUUCAAACAAAA